AUGCUCAGCAGGCUCCAGGGCCAACCCGAGAGCUACGAUAAGAAGGCUAAAUAUCGCUUCGGUCGCACUCUCGGAGCUGGAACUUACGGUAUCGUCCGUGAGGCUGACGGUCCUACUGGCAAGUGCGCCGUCAAGAUUAUUCUCAAGAAGAAUGUGAAGGGCAACGAGAGAAUGGUCUACGACGAGCUGGACAUGCUCCAGCGUCUGAAGCACCCUCACAUUGUCAAGUUCGUUGACUGGUUUGAGUCGCGUGACAAGUACUACAUCGUCACUGAACUAGCUACUGGCGGAGAGCUGUUCGAUCGUAUUUGCGAGCAGGGCAAGUUCACGGAGAAGGAUGCUUCGCAAACCAUCAAGCAGGUCCUCGAAGCCGUCAACUACUUGCACCAGAACAACGUCGUACACAGAGGCAAGUUUUGCCAUUAUAACUUGGGUGCCCAUUUCUUUCUAACUAGUAGAUCAGACUUGAAGCCCGAGAACCUCCUGUACCUUACCAGAGAUAUGGAGUCCGAUCUCGUCUUGGCCGAUUUCGGUAUCGCCAAGAUGCUCGACCGCAAAGACGAAGUCCUCACAACCAUGGCCGGUUCCUUCGGCUACGCAGCCCCUGAGGUCAUGUUGAAGAAGGGCCAUGGUAAGCCGGUAGACAUGUGGUCCAUGGGUGUCAUCACAUACACUCUGCUUUGCGGUUACUCUCCUUUCCGCUCGGAGAACCUCCAGGAUCUUAUCGAUGAGUGCAGUAAUGCUCAGGUCGUCUUCCACGAGCGUUACUGGAAGGAUGUCAGCGAUGAUGCAAAGGACUUCAUUUUGCAUCUUCUGCAACCAGAGCCCGUCAAGCGCUGGUCGAGUGAAGAAGCUCUCCACCACCCGUGGCUCAGCGGAGAGAAUGCCACCGACCACAACUUGCUGCCCGAGAUCAAGGCCUACAUGGCCAAGGCCCGUCUUCGCCGCGGUAUCGAGAUGGUCAAGCUUGCCAACAGAAUCGAGACGCUCAAGGCACAAGAAGAGGACACAGAGGACUCAGACUUCCCAGCCGACGCUAUCAGCGCCGCAGACCAGUCCAAGCACGUUGGCGCACACGAAGUUGCCACUGGCGAGAAGCGCAGCCUUUCCAAGACGAUCAAGGGCGCCAUCUUCCGUGAGGUCGUCCUUGCCAAGGUCCGCGAGAUGAAGCAGCAGCAGGACACACUCAAGGUGAAGGAGGAUGCGGAGAAGGAGCACAGAAGACGCAGCUUUCAGGGAUGA
Molecule: messenger RNA, 1242 nt
Organism: Colletotrichum costaricense
Lineage: Eukaryota; Fungi; Ascomycota; Sordariomycetes; Glomerellales; Glomerellaceae
Exons: 4
Coding region: 1-1242 (413 amino acids)
Biological process (GO): protein phosphorylation; cellular response to oxidative stress
Molecular function (GO): calcium/calmodulin-dependent protein kinase activity; ATP binding
Source: RefSeq, a predicted model, not a curated record